Molecule: messenger RNA, 2455 nt
Organism: Stylophora pistillata
Lineage: Eukaryota; Metazoa; Cnidaria; Anthozoa; Scleractinia; Pocilloporidae
Product: DBH-like monooxygenase protein 1
Biological process (GO): norepinephrine biosynthetic process; octopamine biosynthetic process; dopamine catabolic process
Cellular component (GO): secretory granule membrane
Molecular function (GO): dopamine beta-monooxygenase activity; copper ion binding
Source: RefSeq, a predicted model, not a curated record
CACUUUUCAGUUUUAGAAAACCUUUAAAUUAUUCAAAGCUGACAAGGUGAAUUCAGUGCCCACGGCUUCGGGACGAGUUGACAAAGCAAGAUGUUACAUCUACAAAUCAUCCUCCUGUGUUCGUUAACAUUGCAAGCUUCGGCUGAUCUGUUGUCAGAACAUUCCUUCUUUGCUGCACUGGAUGAAGACCAAAAUGUUAAACUGUACUGGAACGUCAGUAUUAAAAACAAAGAAAUCUUUUUCACCGUGGAAGCCAACACGACUGGAUGGAUAGGGUUCGGAAUUUCCAGUGGGCAGGGAAAGAUGAAAGGCGCUGACAUUGUAAUCGGCUGGGUAAAGGACGGCAAAUCAUAUUUCCAGGAUCGACAUUCUAAUGGUUACUCAGUUCCAGAGGUGGAUAUGCAGCAGAACUAUGAACUGAUUUCACUUGAAGAGAGAAACGGAAAAACUGUCAUGAGUGUCAAGAGAAAGUUUGACACGUGUGAUUCACAAGACAACAAAAUUGAGAGUGGAACUACCAAAGUGAUUUAUGCCUACCACAAAGAGGACCCAACCUCAGAAAAUGCCAUAAAGCCGCACAGGACUGGAAACAGGGGAUCAAGGAGUCUACUGUUGCUGAACAGCCUUGAAAAUAUACCAACCUUGCCACCAGAUACUGAAACAUUUGAUAUACGACAUAAUAAGACCGCUAUUCCAUCUAAACGAACGAGCUACAUCUGCAGAGCAUUCGAGAUUCCAAAAGUUAACGAAACGCAUCACAUCAUUAUGGUUGAACCAAUUAUUCAAUCAGGUCAUGAGGGCAUCGUUCAUCACAUGUUAUUGUACGAGUGUAGUGAUAACUUCCCAACACAUCACUUGAAUUACACCGGCAACUGUUAUGGACCUGAUAUGCCCCCACCGGGGAAAGACUGUGCGGGAGCAUCAGCAUUUGCUGCAUGGGCUAUUGGUGGAAAGGAAUUUUACUAUCCUGAGAUAGCUGGAUUUCCGAUAGGAAAAGCUGACAGCCCUAAAGUCGUCAUGCUUGAAAUACAUUAUGAUAAUCCUUUAAAUAAGGAAGGACUGAUUGACAGUUCUGGCCUGAGGUUCCACUACACAAAGCAACUCAGACAGUAUGAUGCUGGAGUUAUGAUGGUUGGAGAGGCGGUUACACCCGCGAUGAUUAUCCCGCCAAAACAGAAUGCAUGGCACACAGAUGGGUUCUGCACUAAAGAGUGCCUGCAGCAGGGAAUGAAAGACUCCAAGCUGCCAAAAGGAGGAAUAAACGUCUUUGCUGCUUUGUUGCACACGCAUCUUGCUGGUCGCAAAACCUGGAUUAGUCACGUAAGGGAAGGAACAGAACUACGAGAAAUAGCCAGAGAUGAUCAUUAUGAUUUCAACUUUCAGGAGUACCACUCUCUGAAGAAGGAAGUGCACAUUCCUCCGGGUGAUUCGUUGAUUAAUGUUUGCAUUUAUAACACCGAGGACCGACAAACAAAAACAAAGGGUGGACUCGAAACAAUUGAUGAAAUGUGCUUGUCAUUUCUGAUGUAUUACCCCAAAGUCAACCUCACGAAGUGUACGUCCUUCGACCGGGGAGCUUAUGAGUCAUGGUACCAGGCUUUUAACAGAGGUAGCGAUCAAACACAAACCAGUUUCUGGACAAACAUAGUCAACAAUGGCUUGAAGGAAGCUUACCAAAACUCCAAGGAAGUGGUUUCACUUUGUCAGGCGCGCGCGCAUGCGCCAUUACCGGGCGUUGACAGAAAGCAACAGCCUAAGCCAAUGAUCAACAUUCCAUAUAAACAAGAACUGGUUUGCCCUUCGACAACGACGUUAAUACCAACGACUUCGCAAAAAGUCACCAUGAACAACAGAAGUGCCACAAGUUCUCCACUUGUUCUCUCUGCCAUCAUAUGCCUGGCAGCCAUUGCUGGUUUCCAGGCCUCCUAGUACUUUUGCUGCGAAAACAUAUUGCUUCAAGCCAAAUCAAAGCGAGAUAAUCGUGUUUGACAGCUGUAAAUAGUCUAUACGUAGCGUGCAUCUCUUGGUUGGCGACCCCUCGAUUCCUCCACUCUUUCCCUCCGCCUAGGCGAUAAAUCAUGAUGACUGGUCCUUUUCAGCAAUCAGCACUCAGCAUUCAGCAUUCAGCAUUUAGUGUACAGCGUACAACAUUUAGCAUUUGGCAUUUGGCAUUUGGCAUUUUGCAUUUUGCAUUUUGAAUUUAGCAUUUUGAAUUUAGCAUUUAGCAUUUAGCAUUCAGCAUUCAGCGUUUAACAUGUAACAUUUAGCAUUUAGUAAUCAGCAUUCAGUAUUUAGCAUUUAACUUUUAACAUUUAACAUUUAGCAUUUAACACUUAGCAUUUAACAUUUAGCAUUUACCAUUAAGCAUUGAUCACAUCGCAUUCAACAUUCAAAAAUUACCAUUUAACAUAUACAAAAUCAAUUAGUAUGUCAAUAAAGUGUGCUCAGUAUUUAA